AUCUGCUUUCUCGUCCUUCUCCAAUCUCCGUGUUGUUGUUCCCGGUGACGCGGCGGAGGUGUAGCCUGACGCGGGCUCUUACGUGUCGGCCAGAAUAAAAGUGGAGCUCCGGAGGCCUGGGAGUGACGAAGGGAGACUGUAUCGGUUACAACAUCAGGUUAGCCAAUGAAGAUGGAGUCAGCAGCAGAGGUUCAGCAGGGGGCAGAGACUGCUGUGACUGAGACGGAGAACCAGCAGAUCACCCCGGCACAGAUUGCUACUUUGGCGCAGGUGUCCAUGGCAGCAGGACAUGCUUCAGCAACAGGUCCCACAGUAACACUGGUACAGCUGCCCAACGGACAGACGGUUCAGGUCCACGGUGUGAUCCAGGCUGCGCAGCCAUCUGUAAUCCAGUCCCCACAGGUCCAAGCCGUACAGAUCUCCACCAUAGCAGAAAGCGAGGAUUCGCAGGAGUCUGUAGACAGUGUGACCGACUCUCAGAAGCGCAGAGAGAUUCUGUCACGGCGCCCCUCAUACAGGAAAAUUCUGAACGACCUUUCGUCUGAUGCACCUGCUGUCCCUCGUAUCGAGGAAGAAAAGGCCGAAGAAGACUCAUCUGUUGCUGCCGCCACACCUGCAAUCACCACUGUUACUGUCCCGACACCCAUCUACCAGACCAGCAGCGGCCAAUACAUUGCAAUCACACAGGGUGGAGCCAUUCAGUUGGCCAAUAAUGGCACAGAUGGAGUACAGGGCCUUCAGACUCUGACUAUGACCAAUGCAGCAGCAGCCCAGCCUGGUGCCACCAUACUGCAGUAUGCACAGACCAGUGACGGCCAGCAGAUACUGGUUCCCAGCAACCAGGUGGUGGUCCAAGCUGCCUCAGGUGACGUUCAGGCCUAUCAGAUCCGAGCAGCCCCUGCCAGCACCAUUGCUCCCGGGGUAGUCAUGGCCUCGUCCCCUGCUCUUCCGACCCAGGGUGCCACUGAGGAGGUCACCAGAAAACGCGAGGUCCGCCUCAUGAAGAACAGAGAGGCGGCCCGUGAAUGUCGCAGGAAGAAGAAGGAAUAUGUUAAAUGUCUGGAGAACCGAGUGGCCGUUCUGGAGAACCAAAACAAGACACUAAUUGAAGAACUUAAAGCCCUUAAAGACCUUUACUGCCAUAAAUCAGAGUAGUUGCACUCCUGAACACCACACUGGGCCAAGUAGCAUUUCAAUACCUUUCAAAUGCUUUGACUGUUUCUGUCCACCUGGCCUUCCGGUUUGCCCUUGCCUGGUCUUUAUCCCCACCCCCACAAAAUGGCUCAAUCCAGAAGACUGUUAUUACAAUAAAUUUAAAAAACAAAA
Messenger RNA from Pundamilia nyererei, 1326 nucleotides. It is a transcript of the gene creb1b, whose product is annotated as cAMP responsive element binding protein 1b. The transcript is spliced from 8 exons. Gene Ontology annotation, molecular function: protein binding; DNA-binding transcription factor activity, RNA polymerase II-specific; cAMP response element binding. The record is from RefSeq and is a predicted model, not a curated record. Gene Ontology annotation, biological process: regulation of transcription by RNA polymerase II. Gene Ontology annotation, cellular component: nucleus; ATF4-CREB1 transcription factor complex. Lineage: Eukaryota; Metazoa; Chordata; Actinopteri; Cichliformes; Cichlidae. The coding region runs from base 166 to 1155 and encodes 329 amino acids.